Messenger RNA from Exophiala oligosperma, 2364 nucleotides. RefSeq lists its product as uncharacterized. Gene Ontology annotation, cellular component: endoplasmic reticulum palmitoyltransferase complex; extrinsic component of endoplasmic reticulum membrane. Bases 1 to 2115 code for a protein of 704 amino acids. Gene Ontology annotation, biological process: protein targeting to membrane; peptidyl-L-cysteine S-palmitoylation. NCBI's taxonomy places the organism in Eukaryota, Fungi, Ascomycota, Eurotiomycetes, Chaetothyriales, Herpotrichiellaceae. The transcript has 5 exons. The record is from RefSeq and is a predicted model, not a curated record.
AUGGUUGACCUCCCUCUCCUUCUUGCGACACUCUGCCUCUGGUUUGCCAAUCAAGCAACCGCUCAAGCAGACGUUGAUCAAUGUGCCUUGACCUGCAUUGCAAACGUCAACGGCACCAAUUGUUCUCAAAGUCAAUGGCCAUGUCUCUGCGCAAAUGACAUGUAUAUCGAACGGAUGAACAACUGCACCAUUGCGUCGUGCAAUGCCACAGCCCAACAAGAUACCUUUACAGUCGUUGCACAACUGUGUGCCAUAUUCGACGUACCUUUGACGAUUGGUCCUGAGGCCACUGUUCCUAUCUCUUCCUCCGAUCUCCUCUUCAGUACGGUAGCAAUACCUACCCAAUCGUCCUUACCUCCUGUCAUCACCUCGAAUGGCGCGAGCGCAAGCUCGACGACUGUCUCCAAUUUUGUUCCUGCAUACACCAAGUGCGCCGUCUCGUUCCCUCGGCCGUCGUCGUGCUUCUAUGCCUGCGCGCGCUGCUAUUCGACCGUGGCCGCGUCUCCCAAUCUCCCUAAUCCAUCCCUCCCACAAAUCUCUGCCGCCGAUUCUUCCUCCAUCACGGACGCCUCAAACAUCCCUCGCUCUCAUCUUUCACCGCGGGCGCUUGAAAAGCAGCCUGUCAGAGAUGCUCGUCCGGCCAUAACCUCGUCCUCGCUUGACAGACCAAUCCCUCCGGUUCCAGCGGCAGCGGCAGAUCCAGGGCGGCCAGCAGCGCAAGGGCCAGACCCGUUAUUGUUGACGUCGUCGUCUGCGGCCCGUCCGCCUGUCACCGAGCACGCACCCUUCGACCUGUCGCCGUCACGUCCACACACCACGGCGCAGAGCCAGAGAAGAUCUUUUCUCGAAGCUCUGCUAGCCCGACCGACCAACAAGAAAGUCCUCCCCCCAGACCAUCGAUCUGCCACCUCUCGCAUCUUGAAUCCCAUCAACCACGUUCCUCGACCCACCAAGGUGCGAGUGCAACCUCAGGAGCUGCAGCACAACCACCAACACCAGUCCUCGGCGGAAAUUGGUUCUGGCGAAGUCCAUACCCUCCUGAGCCUCCCCGAGCAACGUCGCUCGAGACAGCACUCCCCGACCGAUCCCAUCGUCGAACACAGCCCUCACCUCGCACCACAGGCAGCGGGCAGCCGCACCAGCGUCGGCUUGCCUCACGGUCACCAGCGCGCCGCCAACGUCCAAGAACCGCCGUCGUCCUCUCCCCCAGGAAUCGGUCUGAUGGUUGAUCUCGAAAAACAAGGGGCGGUCAAUGGCAUCAAAGAGCCCGAACAACGAUCACAACUCCCCUCGAGGUUCAGCACUCGAGAUCGUAAAGAUGUGGUAGACCAGGGUACUUCGGUUCUGGGCCAGAGUUAUGGUGUCAACCCUCUCGAUCAACCCCUCCAGCCGCCACGCCGCAUCACGUCCCAUCACUCCCUGAGACGAGCCCAGUCUGCCGCCUCGAUACACUCUGCGGGCUUUACACGGGCGAACACGGACGGGACUGCGCCCGUCAGUGGCUCACAAGAGGAAGAGACUGGCCCAGGUUAUCCCGGCGUCGAAGAAGGUAGCGUCGGCGAGGAACUUGUAUGGGGCAUAUCGCAUCCUUGUUUCCCACAUCUCAAUCCUCAUGUUCCCAUCAAUUCCCCCGAAUACGAAGCCACGCGGAUCAUUCGAAUACGAAGAGAUUGGAUGGUUCUUGGCGAUCUGGCUCCUACAUUUUCCAAUAUAUAUCCCGAGAUUCUCGACCCCCUGAUGCAGGAGCAAGAGUUCCGCUAUGUCAUUGAGCACAUCAAUCAAACCUUGGUCCAAGCGUACGAUCCCUUUUCUGCUUGGAAUUGGUUUGAUGGAUUCAUGGGCUUGAUGACUGGUUGGUUCUGGGAAGACUUUCGACCCACCGGUCUCAAGGGUCAAUUAAAGGGUUUGGAAGAAUGGCUAGAAGACUGGAAUCAUACAGUCGGUGCGAGAGACGGAGUGAAGAUCAUACCGCUUCGACGGACAGGGUACAUGAAUAUCGACAUUCAAAUCCCCGAUCCUCAAGUAAGAGUGGUUGGUGAUGGAGAUGUCGAGUCUCAACAACCACCUCCGACAGCACAGGCUCCUGAUACAAACGGCGGUCCAAAGUCUCCUUGAGACAGAAGAAGAAGCCGACAUUGUCAAAACUCAUUUCUUGGAUUCCCGUCCCUUGUUUCCUUUUUGACAGGCACAGGGACAUUUUAUUCUGUUGAUGAAGGAUUUGAAAAAUCCUCGACCUUGAUUUCAUUUGUGUCGGCACCAGAGAUAUUGGAUAUGGUAUGAUGGAGCUUGUUGUUGUUGUUGUUGUUGUUGUUGUUGUUGUUGUUGUUGUUGUUGUUGUUGUUGUUGUUGUUGUUGUUGUUGUUG